CAUCAGAGAGCCGAUAUUGUGUACAAAACUUAGCGUGCUGCUUUGGAACAUGUCACAAAUAGCUGACGAAAUGGCAGAUGAGCAAGAAGAGAUGCUGCAGGAUUCUAGCGGGGAUGGCUCUAGCGAUGAAGAUGAUGAUAUCAAUGAACAAAGAGAGGGGGAGUUGAGAACGAAAGUAGAGGAAAUCAGAAAGCAGUUGGAUGGGAAUGAGCUGUAUUAUGAUGGCCAUGUUAAUCUGAUAACUGCUUUGCGAGAACUCAUGGAGUUAGAGGAGGCACGCAAAGCAAGGGAAAAGAUGAGUGAAGUUUAUCCACUAACUCCAGAAUUAUGGCUGGACUGGAUUCGUGAUGAACAAAAAAUUUGCUCAACACCAAAGGAGAGGGAGUACAUUGUUAAUCUCUUUGAACGAGCUGUUAAAGAUUAUACCAGUGUGCAGGUAUGGAUGGAAUAUGUUAUGUUCAUGCUGGGAGGAGGAGACAACACCGUAACAAGAACAGUUGGAGAAAAAGCUCUUACUGCUGUUGGAACACAUGUAGCUGAGGGCCUUCUUGUUUGGCAAGUGGUGCUCUUAGUGGAGAAACAGAUUUACAGUGGACUUCAGAGACCAGGGACAGUUCAAUCUGAGGAAGACAUGAAAGCCCAAGAAAAGCAGCAGAAAAGAAUACAAAGCUUAUACAGAAGACUGAUUCGUGUUCCUUUGCUCAAUGCUGAUUAUCAACACCUGAUGGAGGAAGCAGCUGAAUUUUUUGAAGCUGAUUUUGAUGUGCACAUGAAAGCUGAUUUGGAAAAAACAAAGCAGAAACUGAAUGAAAAGAUCCCCUUUGAAGAGAAAUUGUUACAAGCUGGAAAUGACACCAGUAAAUUGGCUACAUAUCGGCUGUACAUCCAAUACUUACAAGAGAAUGACAAUCCAGCUGCUACGCAAAGUUUAUAUGAAAGAGCUGUCUCAGAUCACUGCCUUGAUGCCAGUUUAUGGGAGGAAUAUGUUAAGUUUGUGAUUCGACAGUUUCCUGACCUGGACUAUGUGGUUUUGCCCAUAUGUGAGAGAAGCCAGAGAAACUGCCCUUGGUCAGCUGCUUUAUGUGAGCUACACAUCUCCGCAUUACAGCUGUUCUCUGUUGGGGAAGAAACAAAAACAUUUAUGAAGAAAGUUAAAGGGGCACUGGAGAAAGGCCUAGGAUCUGGUCUUCAAUCUGGCAGCGAGGCAACAAGAAUGUGGAUGUCAUAUCUAGUGUGUCAGAGAAGGUUGAUUAAGUGGGACCAGGAGCAUGCAGGAGAACUGGAUGCCCUCAGGGAAUCUGGACAGCAAGCAAUAACAAUGAUUGACAGUUACUUUGGAGAAAGUGGUGACAUUGAGAGUGAAAUUCCUCGUUUCCUUGCACGGAUAGAGGCAGAAUUUGCAAAGAAUAUGGAGAGAGCCCGUGAAAUCUGGAAUGACAUAAUUAUGAAGCGAAACAACAACUUCAAGAAUGUGAGCUUGUGGCUUGAGUUCAUCAAUUUGGAAAGGAGUUAUGGAACAGAAAAGCAUUGCCGCAAACUCUUCCGGCGUUCUUUGGAGCGUGUUUGGGACUGGGUGGAGAGCAUUGGUAGUGCAUACCUCCAUUUUGAGCAAGAAACUGGUACUAUCGAAUCCAUGGAGGAUUUUCAGAAAAGAUAUGAAGAUAGGAUGGUGAUUGUAAAUAAGAAAAGAGCAGAAGAUGCUGCCAAAUUUGGGGAAACAAAUGAGAACCAAGAAAGAAGACAUCAGAGAGACAAAGGGAAACGGCAAGAUAAAAAGAGACAAGCUUUUGUGCAGCCGGAAACUGCAACUUUUAAAGCCCCACAUCCUGUAUCAAAACGUAAAGAUACUCAAAAUCGCAAAGUCAGCACACCACAUGAAGGCUCAAAUGGUAAUGAUGCUCCUCAAAGUGCAGAGAGUGCAGUCAUGCCACCACCACCAGGGCACAAGGAGGAUGUGACUCCACCACCUGGCUUCAAAGACGUUGUAACACCACCUCCAGGCUUUAAGAGUGAUGUUCCUCCUCCUCCUGGCUUCAAAGAUACCAUAACACCACCACCUGGCUUUAAGGAUAGCAGCUCUCCACCACCAGGCUACACAGGGUCCUCUUCCAAGGCUAAGAAGAGAGAAAGAGAAGAUUACACAGAUACUGAGCAUGAAGUUAAAAAAUUAAAAGUGGCAGAGCUGCAUGGUGUGCGGAUAAAGGAAGAUGACUGUGAAGACCUGUGUACUGUUUUCCUUAGCAAUUUAGAAUUCAGUGUUGGGAAAGAGGAAGUGGUUCCAAUAUUUGCCAGCUGUGGAGAAGUAAAGGACUUCAGGUUGGUGAAGGACUACAAAUGCCGUAGUAAGGGCUUCGGGUACCUGGUGUUUAAGACACAAAGUGCAGCAGCAAAUGCUUUAAAGUAUGACCGUACUGCAAUUAAAGGACGCCCAAUGUAUGUAUCAGCAUAUGAUCCUGAUGGCCACACUCAUCAGUUCCAGUAUUCUACAGGUUUAGAGAGAGAGAAGGUUUUUAUUAGGGGCUUGCCAUUCUCGCUAACAGAAGAAAAAAUUAAAGAACUUUUCAUUUCACAUGGUGAGAUCAAAGAAAUACGGCUUGUCACUUACCGCAACGGACAUUCUAAAGGACUUUGCUACCUAACAUAUCCUAAUGCAGAAACAGCAGAAAAGGUUGUCAAAGCAAUGGAUGGCACUGAAAUAGAAGGCAAGAUCAUAUCUGUCAUGAUAAGUGAUCCUUCUAACAAAAUGAAGCCAAAUGAAGGAAAUGCCAGUACCAAUCCAGCUGUGAAAAACAGUGAAAAGAAAGUACCAGGAUCACGAGGGAAAGGUAUGUUCAACUUAAUGCCCAGAUCAUUGAUGCGUGCCACAUCUACAGCUGAACCCACUUCAUCAGAACCAGAAACUCCAAUCAAACCCAAGAGUAACGAGGACUUUCGUAAAAUGUUUUUGAAGUAAAUUAACUUUUCCCAUGUUUUUAUAUUUAGUUUAAUAUACUUGUGUACUAACUAACAAAAAAAUGCUGAGAUAUGUUUGUACAACGUAUAAGAUUAGUUUGACCAGUGAAGGACUAAUAAACAAGUGAAAAAUUGUGAA
Messenger RNA from Penaeus chinensis, 3091 nucleotides. Its product is annotated as squamous cell carcinoma antigen recognized by T-cells 3-like. The record is from RefSeq and is a predicted model, not a curated record. The transcript is spliced from 14 exons. Gene Ontology annotation, molecular function: RNA binding; protein binding. NCBI's taxonomy places the organism in Eukaryota, Metazoa, Arthropoda, Malacostraca, Decapoda, Penaeidae. Gene Ontology annotation, biological process: RNA processing. Bases 50 to 2953 code for a protein of 967 amino acids.